GUGUGACGUCAGAGGGAGUCCUCCUAAAGCAGCGCGCUCUAGUUCUGCAUGUCAAACACACACACACACUCACACACACACACACACACAGGCUGCAGCUCGCUGUGCUGUUUCCCUCCCUGCAGAGAGAACUGAGAGGAGCCACUAUGGGUUGCCUGGACUGCUGUAUAAAGUGUUUAGGAGGCGUUCCGUACGCGUCUCUACUGGCCACCAUUUUGUGUUUCUCCGGAGUCGCUCUGUUCUGCGGCUGCGGUCACGUGGCCCUGAGCGGCACGCUCACCAUCCUCGAAAACAACUUCUACAGGAACCUGAGUGAAACUGCCAUGCUCACCGACAUAAUCUAUCUUCUACAGUAUGUGAUUUAUGGCAUCGCUUCGUUCUUCUUCCUCUACGGCAUCAUCCUGUUGGCUGAGGGUUUUUACACCACCAGCGCAGUGAAGGAGCUGCACGGCGAGUUUAAGACCACCAUCUGCGGCCGCUGCAUCAGCGCCAUGUUUGUGUUCCUGACCUACGUUCUUGGAGUGGCUUGGCUCGGAGUUUUCGGGUUUUCCUCGAUUCCAGUUUUCCUGUUUUACAACAUUUGGUCCACGUGUGCGUCCAUGGGCUCUCCGGUCAACUCCUCCGUUUGUGUGGACAUGCGACAGUACGGUAUUAUUCCAUGGAACGCCACUCCAGGUGUCGCUUGCGGUUCGACGCUUCUCGACAUUUGUAACUCGAGCGAGUUCUACCUAUCCUACCACCUGUAUAUUGUUGCGUGUGCUGGAGCCGGAGCUACCGUCAUCGCCAUGUUCAUCUACAUGAUGGCUACCACUUAUAACUUUGCUCUUCUGAAGUUUAAGAGCAGAGAAGACUGUUGCACUAAGUUUUAAACUCACACAGGAAUCAUAUGGACCAAAAAAAAGUAAAAAUGAGAAAAGAAUCCGAACCAAAACUUACGAUACAAUGUGUAAAUAUUUAACUAUAUCUGUAUUUAGCAUUUUUAGACCAGGGAGCUCACUAGUUUCCUAAAUAUCUUUUAAAAAAAAAAAAACAACCACUAGAGAUUAUUUACCCAGAAUUUUAUAUUAACUAGCGUAAAUGUAAUGUAAUAAUAUAAUCGCUAGUUGCACUAGCAUGUAAAGGACCGGUUUAAGGGAAACUUUAUGCUAAUUUUUCGCUUAAAUGUAGUCGAUUAGCCAAGACGUUUGACAUUAACAUUGCGUAGCUACAAGGUUAAUAUAGCGAACGGGUCCCGAGUUAGCGUUGUCGAAAACACACACUUGUCUGUAGACAGCAUGAAACCAGAAAAUUUAAAUUUCUCCACUAAACAUUGAAGGCUUCUUCGCUAAAGUGACAAAUUUACUUAAACCUGCCUCAAAUGUGAGACAAAUUUGACAGUUUUUGCACUAACGAACAAAAAACCAAUUAGCGUUAUGCUAACUCCACACUGAAGUCACACACACACACACACAUCUCGCUUGUCUAAGUAGUGAUUUUUUUUACUCUGAAGAAUACUCAAUAAGCCUGUGUGUAAAAUGUGUAAAUAUUACAAAUAUGAACAUUAGGCUAGACAGUUUGAAGACUUUAGCAUGAGGCUAAUAGGAUGGUGCUACAUUUUGAUUAUUCGUUAGAAACAGUUUUAGCCACCAAAAUGUACGAAAUGUACAAAAUGUUCUUGGGAAGAAACAUUGUGCAAGCUGUAAAAUUGCCCCAUUGCUCACUAACGUUGUAUCAGCGCUGCAAAGCUAAUUGUGGUGACAAACAACCAACUAGCAUUGUGUUAACUUUGUAGCGUUUGUGCAGUUAGCAUGAUUGUUCAGUUACGUGUUAGCUACCACAGCCUCGUUGCUCCAGUGUCCUGGCUAAUCAGAUGAUUAUUAUUAUGAGGCUAAUUUAUAAAUAUUAUAACGUUGAGAAGCAGCAUGUAGUUUAUAGUGACAGAAAUUUCGAUGCAGCGACGUUAACAUUUUAACCUGUGUAUCUUUUAUUAUUUCGAAGUUUUUAUUAAGCAGAACAGCUACAUGUUUAUUUUAAUUUUCUCAAUUUUUCAGUUAAUGUUUACUUUGACUCAGUAUUACCUUUAACUUCUGAAAACAAAUGUAGCCUUUUUUUUUCUUUGACAUACAAAAUAAACAUGCCUUGUUUACAAAACCA
Molecule: messenger RNA, 2133 nt
Organism: Pangasianodon hypophthalmus (striped catfish)
Lineage: Eukaryota; Metazoa; Chordata; Actinopteri; Siluriformes; Pangasiidae
Gene: gpm6bb
Product: glycoprotein M6Bb
Exons: 7
Coding region: 147-869 (240 amino acids)
Biological process (GO): central nervous system myelination; axon development
Cellular component (GO): myelin sheath; plasma membrane
Molecular function (GO): structural constituent of myelin sheath
Source: RefSeq, a predicted model, not a curated record